AUGGAUCGAAUUGAGCGCGUCGAGGGUUCCGCCAGCAAUGGGGGAUCGAAUCUCCUGCGGCCUCCUUCCCAGGAAGCCUUUCCUGCCUUCCCUGAAGAAACCGGCUCUCAACAGCAACCCUCUGCGAGACCUCCACCCCGUUUAAGACACCGAAACCGCCAGCCGAGUAUCAGGCUACGUCGUCUCUCGUCCGCCUCGAGUCUGGGACAACAAGAGACGGCCGGAUCCACUGAACAAUUUCCGCAACUUACCCCGCAAGCAACAACAGAGGAGAGGAGCAGUAUCCCUCUGACCGAACAGAGUCAAGAUGACUCAUGGGAAGCGAACAGGCGGCGCAGCAACUCGGAACCGCGUCCUGGCCGUUAUUCAUCUCCGCCGAUCAUCGUGACUUCCGGUAUACCAAUUUCUCAGCAGCACCCGAUGUCCCCGGUUAAAGAAGAGACUGGAUCUAUGUUUAGGCCAUCUACGGAUUUGAAUAAUGCCGAACGAUUGGCGGCAUUGCGGGAAAUCUCACCUACUGCCAGCGGUGAUGGUGGAAUAGCACCACAAGAAACGUCAGCUCCAGAAGAGUUCCCGACUGUUGCAACACCACGACCGGGAAUGCUGCGUCGGGCCAGUGCCGCAGCAUUAUCAGCAAUAGGACGCAAUCGCGCUUCCACAGUAGCCGGUGGUGAUCCUGCUCAACACUCCCCUGCCCCGGAUGAAUACGAUUCGCGCAUUGUUGAUUUUCUAGAUGUGAUCGACCCUGAGAUUUCGACACUGUCUACGCUUACCAACGUGCAAAACUCGCUGUUCAUUCCUGAUCUUGGCCCCUUGCUCAAUCGUAUGCCCACAUACACUCUCACGCGAAGGCCUAGUAAAGUGGCCGAAGGUCUUGAUGCUACACAGAGAAAGCCAGAGCCAGCCGUGGCAGAGGAGCCUUUGCAGACCAUAUCGGAACGCCCAUCGGCAGUAACUUCGAUGACUUCUGCAUUGGGACCUGAUCGGUUCGCUAUCCUCCCCGACGGAGUGACUCUAGACGGCUGGUCUCAAGAGGAGAUAGAGGAAUUGAACGACCAUGUCCGGCACAUGCUUCAUUCCCGUCGGUCAAAGUUCAAGCGUGCUAUGAAAGGUUUUGGACAGUAUGUUAAACGACCACUUGGAUUUCUGGUUACCUUAUAUGCAACUUUGAUUACUCUUUUUGGACUUGCUUGGGUUCUUUUCUUGAUCGGUUGGAUUAACGUCGGCGGAAAACAACUAUAUGUCAUUAAUAUCAUUGACAACGUGCUCGUGGCACUCUUUGCCAUCAUGGGUGAUGGUCUGGCACCAUUCAGAGCCGUCGACACCUACCACAUGAUCUUCAUUGCGCAUUACCACCACCUUACCUGGCGCCUUCGCAAAAAGCGCACUCUUCCCGACCUCGCCGACAAAAAUGMCCUCCCAUCCCGCCGAGCCGAAGACGUCGUCGAUGCUGAGCGCGACGGCGACCCUGCUACUACUCCCAUAGAAAAAGGACCACUAGAAUACUCUAUCCUUACACCUCUUCAACAACAACGCCUUGAACACCAUCAACGCAAAUUUGCAAAAUCGCAUACCUUCUACAAACCCCACGAAACCGUCACUCACCACGCAUUCCCACUCCGAAUGCUAGUCGCCAUUGUCGUGAUUCUCGACUGCCAUUCCCUUUUCCAAAUCGCACUGGGCGCCUGCACAUGGGGUAUAAGCUACCACGUGCGCCCCUUUGCGCUUACAACCGUGAUUCUCUGCUGUUCCAUCACCUGCAACAUCACAGGCGGCGUGUUGAUCUCCAUCGGCGACAGAAUCACACGUAAAAAGGACGUUGUCGAACGCAUGGCUCGGCAAGGUCUGACGGGCGAAGCGAUGAAGAAAGUCGAAAAGCGCAAGAUGAAGGAAGUCGAGCAGACGCGUAAAUCGAUGGAUAUCGCAGAGCCGUAUCCUGAUACUUGA
Messenger RNA from Talaromyces amestolkiae, 1947 nucleotides. RefSeq lists its product as uncharacterized. The record is from RefSeq and is a predicted model, not a curated record. The transcript has 4 exons. NCBI's taxonomy places the organism in Eukaryota, Fungi, Ascomycota, Eurotiomycetes, Eurotiales, Trichocomaceae. Bases 1 to 1947 code for a protein of 648 amino acids.